This is a messenger RNA of Leptopilina boulardi, 3054 nucleotides long. RefSeq lists its product as uncharacterized. Gene Ontology annotation, biological process: DNA repair; telomere maintenance. The transcript has a single exon. Gene Ontology annotation, molecular function: DNA helicase activity. The record is from RefSeq and is a predicted model, not a curated record. Bases 1 to 3054 code for a protein of 1017 amino acids. NCBI's taxonomy places the organism in Eukaryota, Metazoa, Arthropoda, Insecta, Hymenoptera, Figitidae.
AUGAUUAUUUUACCUUCGACAUUUAUUGGAGGGCCACGUUGUUAUCAACAAUGUUUUAUGGAUGCUAUGCGAUUAGUUCAAGAAUUUGGAAAACCAAAUUUAUUUAUUACCAUGACAUGUAAUCCAAAGUGGCGUGAGAUUACAGAAAAUUUGUUGGAUAUUGAAAUUGCAUCUGAUCGUCCGGAUAUUGUGACUAGAGUUUUUCAACAAAAAGUGAAAGAGAUAAUGAAAGAUAUAAAAGAAAAAGAAAUUUUUGGACCAAUUCUUGCUUUUGUUUAUGUCAUAGAAUUUCAAAAGCGUGGAUUGCCACAUGUGCAUUUAAUUAUAUUUUUACGUAAUCCAAUUCGCGAUGCAGAAACUUUACAUAAAAUGAUAUGUGCUGAAAUUCCAGAUGAAACAAAGAAUCCAGAACUUUUUAAGAUUGUAAAGCAAUUUCAAGUUCAUGGGCCUUGUGGAAAAGAAAAUAUGAAUUCACCUUGCAUGGACCCUGAGAAGAAAGUUUGUACAAAAAACUAUCCAAAGCCGUUUUGUUCUGAAACAACUUAUGGUUCUAAGAAUUAUCCGGAACUCAGGCGAAGAAAUGAUGGUAAAAAAAUCAUUUUUUAUAACAAAGAUGGGUCAAUUAAAUGUACCGCUGACAAUUCGAUGAUCGUACCAUAUAAUCUGUAUUUGAGUAAAAAAUUUGAAGGUCAUAUUUGUGUUAUACCAUGUGGUAGUACGGAUGGCAUUAAAUAUUUAUUCAAAUAUAUGUAUAAAGGUCAUGACUGUGCAAUAAUAGGUUAUAAGGAUGAUAAUGAGGAAAUGAAAUAUGAUGAAAUUGUUAAUUAUUUAAACACACGUUAUGUAUGUCCACCAGAAGCUAUGCACAGAUUAUUCGAAUUCAAUAUGCAUGAACAAUCACAUACAACUUAUAGAUUAGCUGUACAUUUACCAAAUCAGCAAUUAAUAUGUUUUAAAGAAGGAUUAGAAGAAGAAGCAGUUAAUAAAUUUAAAAAUACGACAUUAACAGCAUGGUUCAAAUUAAAUCGAGAAAAUCCUGAAGCACGCAAGUAUUUGUACACAGAAAUACCACAUAAGUAUGUUUUCGUUGAAUCAUCAAAAACUUGGAAAAUAAGGGAACGAAUUACCAAACCUAUAAUUUGCCGCAUGUAUUUUGUAAGUCCGAAAGAUGUUGAAAGAUAUUUUUUGAGAGUCUUACUACUUUAUGUACGUGGUGCUAAAUCAUUUGAAGAUGUAAGAACAUAUGAAGGUAUUACAUACAAUACUUUUGUAGAAGCAGUGCGUGCACGAAAUUUGAUAGUAGAUGAUAGUGAAUGGGAUAAUUGUUUGGCUGAAGCUGUAAGCAUGAAAUUUCCUAAAGAACUUUGUCGUCUAUUUGCAUAUAUAUGUGUGUUUGGAUUGCCUGUGAAUGCAAUUGAUUUAUGGAAUAAGUACAAAGAACACAUGGUUUUUGAUAAUAAUGUACCUGUAGAAGUAGCAACUCAAAAAGCGUUAAUAUUAAUUAAUGAAGUGCUUAAUUUUCAUGGAUUUUCUCUAAAUAAAUUUGGUUUACCAAAUAUUGAUCAAAAAAUUAUCGACGAUUAUAUUUCUGUCGACAAGAAAGCUAAUGAACUAUCAUUAAAAUUGCUCAAAGAAGAAAGUGAAGUACUUAUUAAAAGUUUGAACAAUGAUCAGCGCAAAAUUUUUGAUGAUGUCAUGGCAGCAAUACAUAAUGAUGAUUGCAAAAAUAGGUACUUUUUUGUUUCUGCACCUGGUGGUUGUGGUAAAAGUUAUUUAGAAAAUACAAUUAUUGCUACUCUUGAAAGUGAAGAAUUAGUAGUUUUAGCAGUUGCUUGGACUGGUAUAGCAGCUAAUCUUUUAAGAGGUGGACGAACCUCACAUUCAGUUUUUAAAUUUCCUAUUCCAAUCAAUGAAGAUUCAACAUGUAAUAUAAGUAGCAUGUCAAAACACGCUGAACUUUUAAAAAAUGCCAAAAUUAUAAUUUGGGAUGAAAUUACGAUGGCACCUAAAUUUGCUUUACAAGCUAUGGAGACUAUGUUGCGAGAUAUAACACAAUGUAAUAAACCAUUCGGCGGUAAAGUUAUUUUGCUUUCAGGAGAUUUUAGACAAACUUUGCCAAUUAUUUCGCAUGGCAGUCGCACUCACAUUGUUGAGGUAUGUGUGAAAAAUAGUAGAUUGUGGGAUCUUUUUGAAACUAGGUCCUUACAUGUUAAUGUUAGAUUGGAUAAUAAAGAGGAAGAGUUUUCAAAUUGGUUAUUAAAUGUUGGUGACGGUAAAACUCAUUCUAUGUUUGAAAAAGAGAACGGUGUUUUAGAAAUUCCACAGGAUUUGAUUUCUGGCGGAAAUUUAAUAGAUGAAAUAUAUGGAUUGUCAAUAAAUCAAAAUGAUGUAUCUGUUUACUCAUCAUGCAUACUUUCAUUGACUAAUUCUGAAGUGUUAGAUCUAAAUGAACGUAUUUUGUUAAAAUUAGAAGGACAAGAAGUAGUUUAUUAUAGUGUUGAUUCACAUGUCGAUGACGACCCAAAAGAUGUAAAUAAUAUUAUUCCAAUAGAAUUUUUAAAUAGUUUGACACCAGAUGGUUUACCUCCUCAUAAAUUAUCUUUAAAGGUAGGAUGUAUAAUUAUGCUUUUGAGAAAUAUGAAUUUAGUUCAAGGAUUAUGUAAUGGGACUCGAUUAGUUGUAAAAUCAUUAUUGAGAAACGUAAUUUCUGCAGAAAUAAUUUCUGGAAAAUCUAAAGGUGAAAUAGUUUUUAUUCCACGUAUUGAUUUAUCUCCUUCUCAAGACACAUAUCCUUUCAAAAUGGUAAGAAGACAAUUUCCUGUUAGACUUGCUUAUGCCAUGACUAUUAAUAAAUCUCAAGGACAAUCUUUUGAUAGAGUAGGAAUUUAUUUACCAAUUUCAACAUUUGGUCAUGGUCAAAUUUAUGUUGGUUGUUCUAGAGUUAAAUCCAAGGAACAUCUAAAAAUUCAUGCUAUUGAUUCUGCUAUAUAUAAAAAUAUAGAAUUUCCUGAAAAGUUAUAUGUGAAGAAUAUUGUAUAUCAUGAAAUAUUGUAA